CUCAGGCAUUCAAAGCGACGCCAAUAUCUUGCACCAUCACCUCAUCAGCCCCGCCCAGCCAGUGGCAGCGCCAGGUAUUCGAAGCUAUGCGACCUUGCAGCUGGACACAAGCCACACUAGCGAACCUAGUAACGGAGAAAACCAUCCGCCACCAUUUUCUUAUCGACGCAGCUGAUAUGCAUAGUUGCUGUUUAUUAAGAGUCAGGUCGCCAACCCCGUCCCGACUGGGAGAGUAUGGCAGCAGUGGGGUGUGUGGGUGCCAGAGACGAGAUAAGGACGACAACAAACGGCUGCAAGACACCAGAACCAGGAAAUCCCAGAGUGCUAUCCUCAUUCUUUUCUAUGCUGUCCCAUGCUGUCAGCCAUCUCGAACAGUCAACGUGCCGUACGACUGCCAGCCACCUCUCGCACAGAAGACGUCUCAGCAGUGCCCGUCUGGCCGGACUUCAAUCCAGUAAACGACUUUCAACUUUCUUACUGAGACGGGACCACGAACUUUUCCCAGCUGAUCAUGUAGCACUGAUCACGUCGUCAGCAAUGAGGCAAGGCAGCGACUGUGUGCUUGAGAAACCUGAGCGUGUUCAGCACUCCUCUCUUGUACGAUCCGGGGCGACGGGGCCCGCGCCGACCCUCCAGGCCGCACCGCCCAAGGUCCGGGCGCGGCUGGACACAGUGAGGACGGACUCGGAUUCUAUCGCUAAGCCGCACUGGCGAGAGAGUUCGCUUCGUCGAAACUUUCUUCUUCAGGGUGUAGGGCACAUGGGAGUCAGGACCCUGAUCAGCGCAAGUGCAGUAACUCGGUCGAGUUUCUACCGUAUAAUGCCUCAACAUGGCUCAGUGGAUUUGAAUCACCCAAGAGUUCAAACUUCAUCCGAGUCGAGGCAUUGAUAAUGGGAGUUUUGAAAAGGUGCUUACUUGACCGCGACGGAACAGCUCCGCGUGGCAGACGGAUCUUAUUCAUUGUCACAGAGAGGCUGAACGAAUGCGAACAUUGUGAGGGCCAUGCCAAGUCCUCCAACGAGUCCAGGCCUGGCAAGGGCCAAAGUACGAAUUGGUGUUGACCGUAGGUGGCAUCGCGCCUAAGCCGGCCUUACCUACCGCACCGGGCAGCAGACCGAGGAUCCAGUUCCGGAAGACUGAAAGAACAGCAAAUCACCAUCCUAUGAGGUGGUUCCCAUUCGCAUCAUCAGUUGCCAGCAAAAAGAUCACAUAGAAGAAAGAGAUACCCGACGAGGUUUCCGCUUCUUGCGGUUGCCGGACUGAACUCCGCAAGGU
Molecule: messenger RNA, 1275 nt
Organism: Colletotrichum acutatum
Lineage: Eukaryota; Fungi; Ascomycota; Sordariomycetes; Glomerellales; Glomerellaceae
Exons: 2
Coding region: 235-888 (217 amino acids)
Source: RefSeq, a predicted model, not a curated record